UACAUACUUGAUGCUAGAGAGCUUCCUAUCCUUAGUAUGUGAGAAGAUAAGGAUGCAGCUUAUGCACAGAAUGGUUGAGUAUGCAAGGAUUUGUGAGAACAAAUGGACUGGCAACAUAUGCCCCAAAAUCAUGGACAAACUGCAGAAGAAUGUGAAAUAUGCAAACAAUUGUUUUCCUCACAGAUCUGGGCAUGGAGUAUACGAAGUCAAGAGCAAAUCCUUCAGCUAUGAGGUCAACAUGCUGCAAAACAGUUGUGACUGCCGGAGAUGGCAACUAACAGGCAUUCCAUGUUCUCAUGCAGCUGCUUGCAUGAGAGAGGAGAGAAUAAAGCCCGAAACACGGAUAGCAGCUUGUUAUACAAGGGACAAGUAUAUGAAAACUUAUGGACACACUAUCUGGCCAGUUAGGGACAAAAGUUUUUAGGAAAAGACAAAUGGAAGGGAAGUGGGAGCACCAUUGUAUAAGAAGAAAGCUGGAAGGAAAGCAAAUAAAAGGAGAGAGCACCCAUCAGAGAAAGAACAAGGUACAAGGCUCAGCAAGCAUGGUGUGAAGAUGCACUGUAGCCAUUGCAGAGACCCUAACCACAAGAGGCCAGGUUGCCCUAUCCUACAUCCAGAACUGAAACUUCAACCACAAAGAAGAAACAAUGAAGAAGAUAUUGAUGAUCCUUCUAUUUUAGAGCAUAUUGUUCCUGAAGAGGGCAUUCCUGAGUUAAUUCCAACACAAUGCAGUGAAACUCUAGUUGACGAACUGCUAGUAGAAGAAAUCACUGAGUUGGAGAAUUUUCACAGUCGAAGGAAAGGUCCACUGCCUAGCAAUGCUUUCGUUGAAGAGCACAUAAAUAAUAUUCCUGCUCCAAGGGCAACAACAGCAACAAGGGGAGGGAUGGCCAUAGCAAGGGGAAGAGGAAAGGGGAGAGGAAGGGGAAGAGGAAGAGCAACUAGCUCUGCUACAAGUACUUCUAUACUUGAUGAUGUUGUGCCAACUACCAGAGGGAGAGCAAGAGCGAGAGGCACUACAAGGAGAGCAAGUACAAGCAGGGUCACAGGAAGUAUUUCUGUAGUUAAUGAUGCUAUAGGAGCAAGUGGUGCUGCUUCAAACAUGGUAGAUGAUGUCCCAAGAGCAAGCACAAGAAGACCAAGAAGUGGAGGAAGAGGAGAUGGUGCAGCCAGAGAGAGAGAGAGAGAAGUAUCAAACACGGAAGAUUGUACCACUUGCUCUUUGGGUCUCAUUAGUUAAUUUCCUGGUUUCUGUCAUGCUUAUGAAAAUUGGAGAUUUGGUUGUGAUACUUUCUGGAACUAUGAAGUUGUGAUGCGAACUUGGAACCUUUCACUUUUUUAGGGAAUGGAAUCUUUACUUUUGGAACUACG
Molecule: messenger RNA, 1371 nt
Organism: Triticum aestivum (bread wheat)
Lineage: Eukaryota; Viridiplantae; Streptophyta; Magnoliopsida; Poales; Poaceae
Exons: 3
Coding region: 554-1240 (228 amino acids)
Source: RefSeq, a predicted model, not a curated record